AUUAUUAUGCGUUGUGUGUAGUCCACAGAGCUCUUUUCACAAAAUGGGUUAUGGUUCUGAUAGCGGUUCUCAAGAUGGGAGGGACGAAGAUGACGAGGAAGACUACGAUGAGGGUGGUGGGAGUAAUCGACUUUUGGGAUUUAUGUUUGGAAAUGUUGAUAACUCUGGUGAUCUUGAUGUUGAUUACCUUGAUGAGGAUGCAAAGGAGCAUCUUUCUGCUCUGGCUGACAAGCUGGGUUCAUCUCUUACAGAUAUAGAUUUGUCAAUAAAAUCACCACAAAUAUCUGCUGAUGUUGUUGAACAAGACUAUGACGAGAAAGCUGAAGAUGCGGUUGAUUAUGAAGAUAUUGAUGAGCAGUAUGAAGGACCAGAGAUUCAAGCUGCCAGUGAGGAGGACUAUCUACUCCCCAAAAAGGAAUUUUUUUCCACUGAACUUUCAUUGGCUGCUUUGAAGCCUACAGCUUCUGUAUUCGAUGAUGAAAAUUAUGAUGAGGAAACUGAACAGGAAAACGAGGUGGUUGAAAACACUGUUGAUGCUCAAACUAUUAUUGUUUCAGGUGAGCAGAGUAAGUCUCCUGAGGUGGAUUUUACUAUCGAGAAAACUUUUGAGGAUGAUCAUCAGACCGUAUCGCAAGAUGCUGAAACUUUGGUCUCUGAAGAAGAAGAGUUUCAGGAUGAGCUAUCAGACAAAGGCUCCUCGCGAUUGCCAGUUUUAUGUAUAGAAGAUGAAAAGGUCAUUUUACGGUUCUCUGAAAUCUUUGCAAUUCACAAGCCCCUAAAAAAGAGAGAGAAGAGAGAUCAUAAGUAUUCUUUUCUUCGAGAUAGGUAUAAAUCUACAGAUGUUUCUAUUAUGGUUGAAGAGGACGAAGAGGAGUUUCUGAAAGGUUCAAGCCAAGGUUUUAUAUCAUUGAAACAGGAAGAUUUUUAUAAGCAUGAGAAUGACGUCUCUAUCUUUGAUGACGAUGAGUCAGAAUCUGAAAAAUCUGGUGCUUUUCAAGGGACUCCUGCAGCGGGUUCACAUGAUGGGCUGAGAAAGGACUCUUGCUUUCGUGCUGAGCCCAUGAAAAAAGAUUUACUUGCAGAAAUUUCUGUUGGAAGGAAGUCACCAUUAGGUCCUACAUUGUAUCCUCUUGAUCAACUAGACUGGGAAGUUGGGAUUGUCUGGGAUAAUUCACCUGUGGCUGAAAACUCUGUUGAGAACUGUAAAAUUGCUGGACCUGAUUUGGAAGCUUCGGUUGAUAGUGACACAGAACCUGAGUCUGGAAUGCAGAAACUUCUGUUAGAGCCGCUACCGGAAGCUGAUGAUAAACCUCAAGAGACUUUUUUUCAUGGUUCCCCUGUUAUAUUGGAGGACUUUGGUUCAGAAACUUCAUCAAGACCUUCAAGCCUUACAUUUUCUGAAGGGAGAUACCACCCUCAACUUUUAAGGCUAGAAUCCAGAUUGGAAGUGGAUAACUUUAAUCAGGAUGAUGGUAGAACGGAUAAAGUUAAUGAGAAGCAGCUUCACCAAACCAAUGCUGUAAGGAACUUUAACAAACUUAUAUCACAAAACAGAGAUAUGCUAGAAGGAUCUUGGUUGGAUGCAAUAAUAUGGGAGCAAGAUACACAUGUUCGGAAGCCAAAGCUUAUCUUUGAUCUUCAGGAUGAGCAGAUGCUUUUUGAAAUUUUGGAUGACAAGGAUGACAAAAAUCUAAGGCUUCAUGCAGGUGCUAUGGUUAUAACUCGCUCUGUAAAGUCAAGCUACGGGGAUUCUCUUGAAUUGCCAGGUCAUGGAGGACAAUCUGGCUGGCGCUAUGUUUCUAAUGAUAAACAUUAUUCAAAUAGGAAAACAUCUCAGCAAAUGAAAUCAAACUCAAAAAAGCGCACAGCUCAGGGCAUCAAAAUUUAUCACUCACAACCUGCACUUACGCUGCAGACGAUGAAACUAAAGUUGAGCAAUAAGGAUAUAGCUAAUUUUCAUCGUCCUAAAGGUUUGUGGUAUCCCCAUGACAAUGAAGUGGCUGUAAAGGAACAAGGAAAGCUCCCUACUCAAGGACCAAUGAAAAUUAUUAUAAAGAGCUUGGGUGGAAAGGGAAGUAAACUCCAUGUGGAUGCUGAGGAAACUAUCUCUUCUGUUAAGGCAAAAGCUUCAAAAAAGCUAGAUUUCAAGUCAUCCGAGAUGGUGACGAUGUUUUAUUUACGGAAAGAGCUUGAAGAUGAUAAAUCUCUUGCUGCCCAAAAUGUUCAACCAAACUCUUUGAUUCAUCUUGUUCGUACAAAAAUACAUUUGCUGCCAAGGGCACAGAAGCUUCCAAGUGAGAACAAGUCUUUCAGGCCCCCGGGAGCAUUCAAGAAGAAAUCUGAUCUUUCCGUGAAAGAUGGCCAUGUCUUUCUAAUGGAGUAUUGCGAGGAAAGGCCUUUACUUUUGAGUAACAUUGGGAUGGGUGCCAGACUCUGCACUUAUUAUCAGAAAUCAGCUCCAGAUGAUCAAACUGCAUCUUUGUUGCGCAGCACGAACAGCAGCUUGGGACAUAUCAUUGCACUAAACCCUGCUGAUAAAUCACCUUUUCUUGGAGAUAUAAAACCUGGUUGCAGUCAGUCAUCUCUUGAAACAAAUAUGUAUAGAGCACCUAUAUUUUCCCAUAAGGUGCCCUCGACUGAUUAUCUGUUAGUUCGUUCUGCAAAGGGAAAGCUUUCCCUAAGACGCAUUGACAGGGUUAAUGUUGUGGGACAACAGGAGCCUCUCAUGGAGGUAAUGUCUCCUGGAACUAAGAAUCUUCAAAAUUAUAUGAUUAACAGGCUGUUAGUCCACAUGUGCCGUGAGUUCCGAGCUGCUGAAAAACGCGGUUUGCUUCCUUGCAUCCGCGCUGAUGAAUUGCCAUCACAAUUUCCUUAUCUUUCAGAGGUUUUCUUUCGAAAGAAGCUCAAGGAACUUGCAUAUUUGCAGAGAGGGUCAAAGGGACAAUGGAUUUGGGUUAAGAAACGCAAUUUUCGCAUUUUCUCGGAGGAUGAACUGAGAAAUAUGGUUAAACCAGAGGAGGUUUGCGCCUAUGAAAGCAUGCAAGCUGGUCUAUAUAGGCUUAAACAUUUAGGAAUCACUGAAACUCAGCCCUCUUCUAUAUCAUCGGCAAUGAGUCGUCUGCCUGAUGAAGCCAUAGCUCUAGCUGCUGCAUCGCAUAUUGAAAGGGAACUGCAAAUUACUCCUUGGAAUUUGAGUAGCAAUUUUGUUGCCUCUACACAGGGAAAAGAAAAUAUUGAGCGUUUGGAAAUUACUGGUGUUGGUGAUCCUUCUGGUCGGGGUCUAGGUUUUAGCUAUGCCCGCGCUACUCCAAAAGCAUCAGUGUCAAGUGCUGUGGUGAAGAAAAAAGCGGUUGCUGGUCGAGGAGGUUCCACUGUUACUGGAACAGAUGCUGAUCUACGUAGAUUGAGCAUGGAAGCUGCGCGGGAGGUUCUUCUCAAGUUCGAUGUUCCCGAUGAAGUGAUCGCAAAACAGACGAGGUGGCAUAGGAUUGCCAUGAUACGCAAGCUUUCAAGUGAACAGGCUGAAUCAGGGGUCAAAGUUGAUCCAACUACAAUUAGUAAGUAUGCACGUGGGCAGCGAAUGUCCUUUCUUCAGUUGCAGCAGCAGACUAGAGAAAAGUGUCAGGAGAUUUGGGAUCGCCAAGUUCAGAGUCUUUCAGCCUUUGAAGGUGAUGAAAACGAGAGUGACUCUGAAGAAAACAAUAGUGAUCUGGACUCGUUUGCUGGAGAUUUGGAAAAUCUGCUUGAUGCAGAAGAAUGUGAAGAAGAGGUGGAGGGUAAUCAUGAUUCCAAGUAUGAUAAAGCAGAUGGCGUUAAGGGCCUUAAAAUGAGAAGGCGCCCAUCAUUAGCUCAGGCGGAAGAAGAAAUUGAAGAUGAAGCAGCUGAAGCUGCGGAAUUAUGCAGGUUGCUUAUGGACGAUGAUGAAACUGAGAGGAAGAAGAAGAAGAAGGAAAGAAGUAUGGGAGAGGGAGCAGGAUUGACUCCAGGCUCUCGAUCAAAUUUGGGUUUUCAGAGCGCAGACCGUGUCAAGCAAAUCACUAUUGCAAACCAACCUGCUGGAUCCUAUGCUUCAAUAGACAAUACUGCUGUAGAGACAAAAGUGGUAGAAAAUCUUCUUAAAAAGAACAAACCUGGAAAAAUGAAGGCAAAGAAAAAGAAUGAUGAUAUUGUAGAUAUGAGUCUUACGAAUAAGAAAAUCAAGAUUGCAGUAGAUGGAGUCAAGACGUUCAAGGAAAAAAAGUCAGCUAGAGAUAAUUUUGUCUGCGGGGCAUGUGGUCAGCUUGGACACAUGAGGACAAACAAGAACUGUCCUAAAUAUGGAGAGCUCGACACACAUGUUGAAACUCCAGAUCUGGAGAAAGUGCCCGGAAAAUCCACUACACUGAAUGCAUCUGGUCCAUCCCCGAUAAAAACUGUGACAAAGAAGCUCAUACCUAAAAGCGCAACCAAAAUAGCACUGGUUGAAGCUUCUGAGGGAGAAAACUCAAGUCCUAGCACAAAGGUCGUUCCCUUGAAGUUCAAAUGUAGCUCAACUGAUAAUGUUCCUGAGAAGUUUACCCUUGGACUGACACAGAUUACCGAUCAACCCAUCACGUCCGAUGCUGAAACUGGGAAGUCCACAGUUAAAGUUAACAAAAUAAUAAUUUCUAAUAAACAAAAAACUGAAGACGUGCAUGUUGGAUCUCAUAAACCCCCUAUUGUGAUUCGGCCCCCAACGGACACAGACAAAGGCCAAGGUGAAUUGCAGAAACCAACUAUUUUUAUAAGACCACCUGCAAAUACAGAGCGGGACCGGGUUGAAUCUCAUAAAAUAUCAAAACGGCCACCAAAAGAACGAGAGAGAGAACAAUCUCAUAAGAAAAUCAUAAUUAAACGGCCAAAAGAAGUUAUUGAUCUAGAUCAGUUCAGUCAGCACGGAGGCACAGGUAUUGAGCAUAGGAAGACUAAGAGAAUUGUAGAAUUGUCGAGUUUUGAAAUGCACAGAAAGCCGGAGAACAUUCAUCCGGCUCAGCUAUUCAAAAAGAAAGCUAAAGACAACAGGAAAUGGUUGGAGGAGCAAGAGAAACGCAGAAAUGAAGAGAGACUGAGAGAAGAGAGAGCAAGACGAUUUCGUGAGGAGGAAAUGAGGAUGCUAGAGGAACAAGAAAGACUAGCGGAGAUCAGAAGAUUUGAAGCAGCCAUGAGAAGAGAGAGGGAAGAAGAAGAGCGCCAAAAAGCGAAGAAGAAGAAAAAUAAGAAAAGGCCCGAGAUAAGUGAUGAAUAUAUGGAAGACUCAAGAUCAAGCAGAUUUGAGAAGAGAAUGCCAGAAAGGGAGCGUAGUGCAAAACGAAGGCCCAUUGUUGAGCUGGCAAGAUACGGAACUGACAAUGCUGCAACAACAAAACGAAGGAGAGGAGGAGAGGUUGGUUUGGCAAACAUCUUGGAGCACAUUGUGGAGACCCUAAAAGAUCGAUAUGAAGUGUCGUACCUAUUCUUGAAACCAGUGUCCAAAAAGGAAGCCCCUGAUUACGUGGACAUCAUAGACCGCCCCAUGGAUUUGUCAACCAUCAAGGAGAAGGUUAGGAAAAUGGAGUACAGAAGCAGAGAACAAUUCAGGCAUGAUGUGUGGCAGAUCGCGUUUAAUGCUCACAAAUAUAACGACGGACGGAACCCAGGUAUACCUCCUCUGGCAGAUCAGCUUUUGGAGCUUUGUGACUAUAUCUUGAAUGAGAAUGAUGAAAGCUUAACCGCGGCUGAAUCAGGCAUUGAAUCUAGGGAUAUUUAAAAAAGUAUAUUAUUAAUCAUAUGAAUUAGAUUCAUUUUUUUCCCCGAGUGCCUCAGUUAGCUGGUGCCUCUUUUCUGUUUCUCUUACCUUUUUUUGACCUUAGCAAAUGUUGAGGUUUAAGUAGAGUAGUUUGUUCUUCGCGUCUUGGCAGCUGGGAAUUAAACUCAGUCUGUCAUGUAAAUUGCUGUAUUCCUUCUGUAUAUUUGUUAAUGUAAGUCUAAAGUUGUAUUAAAAGGUCUAAAUUGAUUCAAAACGGGUGCUGUUGACCUUUCCCUUCUACCAAACCCAAGAUUGGUCUUUUCAACAAGAGCAGCAAAAUAUCCCAAGUAUAAGAAAAGUAAUUAGGCUAAAGAGCAAAAACUCGUGAUCUAUUGUUUUCCGCUUAAAACGGUGUCAUAACGAUCUUUCUUCUUGAAAGCAAAUCGGUAGUUGGUGCUUGAAUUUAGACGUCGGCAUUGACUAGGUUUGAAUAAGCAAAGCUCUUUCUCCUUUCCCUUAUGGUUGGGACAUUUUUCAUGUUAUCGCCA
Molecule: messenger RNA, 6291 nt
Organism: Morus notabilis
Lineage: Eukaryota; Viridiplantae; Streptophyta; Magnoliopsida; Rosales; Moraceae
Product: transcription initiation factor TFIID subunit 1
Exons: 22
Coding region: 44-5764 (1906 amino acids)
Biological process (GO): transcription by RNA polymerase II; RNA polymerase II preinitiation complex assembly
Cellular component (GO): transcription factor TFIID complex
Molecular function (GO): TBP-class protein binding; RNA polymerase II general transcription initiation factor activity; RNA polymerase II general transcription initiation factor binding
Source: RefSeq, a predicted model, not a curated record